Molecule: messenger RNA, 1422 nt
Organism: Colletotrichum abscissum
Lineage: Eukaryota; Fungi; Ascomycota; Sordariomycetes; Glomerellales; Glomerellaceae
Exons: 3
Coding region: 1-1422 (473 amino acids)
Biological process (GO): post-transcriptional regulation of gene expression
Cellular component (GO): cytoplasm
Molecular function (GO): mRNA 3'-UTR binding
Source: RefSeq, a predicted model, not a curated record
AUGUACUCUCGGCCCCCUAGCAGUCGCCGAAACAACCGGUUCGACAACAGCCGCUGGCCGUCUCCUCAGCCAUACGGAGGAACCAACUUUGGACAUAACUAUGGCGGCUUCACUCCCUCUCCUGCUCCGUUCGACCCCAUGGGUGGUCCUCCUGGUAGCGCUUCAGGCAAUAUGGGCUAUCAAGGCUUCAACCAGCAGGGUCCAGGAAGUUCAUUGUCUCCCCAUGCAACUGAGUUCACCACUGGCGAUGGAUGGAAGAGCGAGGCCAUUGCCACGGAGGGCCAGACGUACCUGCCAACUACUGAGCCUCUCAACUACCGCCGCUUGUUGGAUCGGAAUGUCAAUUGCAACUGGAAGUACAUUGUGGAUAAGAUUGUCUGCAACAAUGACCAGCAGGCCUCCAUCUUCCUGCAGCAGAAGCUCAAGGUUGGCACUCCAGACCAGAAGUACGAGAUCGUGGAGGCAAUCGUUGCCCAAGCGUAUCCUCUCAUGGUCAACCGUUUUGGCAACUUCCUUGUACAGCGUUGCUUCGAGCACGGCACUCCAGAGCAAGUUGUUAAGAUCGCGGAAGCCAUUCGCGGCAAUACUCUCAAUCUGUCCAUGGAUCCCUUUGGUUGCCAUGUCGUUCAGAAGGCGUUCGACUCCGUCCCCGAGGACUACAAGGCUAUCAUGGUCCACGAACUUCUUCGCAGAAUUCCCGAGACCGUCAUUCAUCGUUACGCCUGUCAUGUCUGGCAGAAGCUCUUUGAGCUUCGAUGGUCCGAGUCCCCGCCCCAGAUCAUGAAGUUCGUCAAUGAGGCUUUGCGAGGCAUGUGGCACGAAGUCGCUUUGGGCGAAACUGGCAGUCUGGUUGUCCAGAACAUCUUCGAGAAUUGUCUCGAGGAAGAUAAGCGUCCCUGUAUUGAGGAAGUCCUUGCCAACAUUGACAUUGUGGCUCACGGACAGUUCGGAAACUGGUGCAUCCAGCACAUCUGUGAGCAUGGCGCUCCAGCGGACAGAAGCCGUGCUAUCGAUCAUGUCAUUCGCUACGCUGCCGAAUACAGCACUGAUCAGUACGCCUCCAAGGUUGUCGAGAAGUGCCUGAAGAUUGGAGGGGGAGAGUUCCUCAGCCGCUAUCUUGAUCGGGUCUGUGAGGGUCGCGUUGAUCGCCCUCGCAUCCCCCUCGUUGACAUUGCAAGCGACCAGUACGGCAAUUAUCUCAUUCAGUACAUCCUCACUCAUGCGGGUCUGCAGCACCGUGAGGUUGUCGCCGCCCACAUCCGCAAGCACAUGGUCUCUCUUCGAGGCUCCAAGUUUGGAUCUCGCGUGGGCAUGCUUUGCACCAACCCCGCUGUUGCUACUCGUCCCGGCCCCGGAGUUGGUCCUGCCAUGAACCGUAUGGGUGCUGGUCCCCGUUACAGUGGCGGCGGCGGCUACCGCUAG